AGACUUCGCUCAGACAGCAGCAGCUCCAGUGGAGGUUCAGGCUGUCAGCUAGCACGGUAGCCAUACAAGGCUUCAUGACAGAGGUUACCGGGGUUGACCAGCGGCACCCCAACAGACGAGCCUCAGUCGGCGCCACUGCACACCGGACACCAGGCAGAGCCACACCGCUGCCCCGCUCUCCUCAGCUCGCCUUCGUGCUCAAAGUCAACUCAAUGCUGCACUCCCGCUGCCAGCUAACGGACUGAUCCGACUGUGUUACUGCCACUUCAUGAUCCGAGCUAGCCGAGGAUCAAAACAAGGACAAAUCGCUCAAAGUUUAAGCCGCGUUUGUGUUUGACCCGGACAGUAUCCAGCAGCUGGGAGAGACGCGGGCCCCGGGGAGAGCGACUGGACUCGGGGGGCCAGGCAGCCAGGGCAGCGAGGGUGGUGGCAGGAUAAACUAGGGGGGUCGCCUCCAGCUCCUGGUGGAUUUAUCCCCUGCCAGCUAUCGUUAGCUAAGCUAGCUACAAACAGCGCCAUGGAUUGGUUGAUGGGGAAGUCGAAGACGAAGCCAAAUGGAAAGAAGCCUCCAGCAGAAGAGAAGAAGCAGUACUUGGAGCUAGAGUACACAAAAAUCCGAGUGGUGGACUUUGACCUCAAGGAGCUGGUGGUGCUGCCCAGAGAGAUAGACCUCAACGAAUGGCUAGCCAGCAACACGACAACAUUCUUCAACCUUAUCAACCUGCAGUACAGCACCAUCUCAGAGUUCUGCACUGGGGAGACCUGUCAAGCCAUGACGGCCUGCAACACAAUAUACUACUGGUAUGACGAGAGGGGGAAGAAGACGAAGUGCACUGCUCCACAAUAUGUCGACUUUGUAAUGAGUCUUUGUCAGAAACUGGUCACAGAUGAGGAAAUCUUUCCCACAAAAUACGGCAAAGAGUUCCCCAACUCUUUUGAGUCCUUGGUAAAGAAGAUCUGCCGGUACCUGUUCCACGUGCUGGCUCACCUCUACUGGGCGCACUUUAAAGAGACGGUGGCUCUGGACCUGCAGGGCCACUUGAACACUCUGUAUGCACAUUUCAUCGUUUUCGUAAGGGAAUUCAACCUGGUCGACCCCAAGGAGACCUGUAUCAUGGACGACCUGUCCGAAAUCCUCUGCACCCCGGCCCCGCCACCCGCCCCCACCCCGGCCCCGUCCACCCCAGCCUCUGCGCCCUCCCCUUCUUCACAAAACCAUGUGACGGAGAGAUGAGCGGGGGGCGGCGUUGAGACAGCAGCCCUGGGGGUGAUAGAAGAUCAGAUAGAGAAGAGAAGGAAAGACAGCCUGGCCCCCUCCUCGUCGGUGCCAGCAGGACUUUAGAGACCUUCCACUACCCUUAUAUUUCGCUACGACACCAACCAACCAGCCGGAAGAGGGGGGAGGGUUUUUGGGGGGGGUUGGGUUGGCAGGGGGGGGGUUGGGUUUGUCACGCCAGCAGGAAUUGGCGUGAGUGUUCCUCCCAGGGGCAAAUCCCUCCCAUCUUCUCUGCAAUUUAAACUAGGAACAAAAAGUAUGUGUAUGUUUUAUUUUUGGUUUUAUUUCACUUUUAUUUUUGUUGACGUUUUAUUCAGUUUUAUUUUUUUGUUGGUUGUGUGGAGGGGGGUGCGGUGUGUCCAUCGGCCCUUCACCUCCCUCCAUCCUCUACCUAACAUACAGUACAGGAAGGGGGCUCUGCUUUGCUUCAACCUACUUUUGUACAGUGUUGUUAAUGUAUGGAGAAGAGGCGUCUGUGCUCUCCUGCGGGCUCGUCCUCCCCACCCCCCUCCCCCUCCCCUGCUGCGGGAGGUGGCCUGCGGCGGGAGACGGCCAUUACGCUGGCCAGUAGGGAGCCACGUUACUGCCUGACGGGGCGAUACUAGCCAAUCACUGUUUGGGUUGUUCAUGUUGGGGAUGAUUAAAGCGCUUCCUACUCAGGACCUGAGAGAAUACGUCACUGCUGCCAGAGAGAAGUCACUCUCCUUAUUCAGUCUCUGUCCCUUAUUCACCAGACUGCUCAGUCCUUCGUAUGACAGAUGUCGAUCGUAUUUAACUACAGUAUAGUCACAUAAUCGCCUGGUGUGUCCCUAACAACCAUGUCACAGAGCCUACCUGCAGAGGGCAGCAAACAUGUAGAGAACGGCACAGAAACAGGGAGAGAAGAAACUAUAAAGAUUGUGUGUUAGAUAUUUAAUGUGAUACUUUGAGACAGACCGGUGAGGCUGAAUCAGAGCUGUUUGCUGGUGUUCAACACAGCGGCAGCCCGCUAACCCACCAGCACCACCACCAACACCCACUCCAGCAGCACAGAAGGACAAAGACAUGAGGUAAUGUCUGCAGGCCCAGGGAGGGAGAGAUGGCGACAGAAAGGAGGGGGUGGGCGUAGAUGGUGUGGAGCUUCUCUGCUGUUUAACAGUCACCAGUACUCCCAGUGAAAAACAAAAAAAUCUCCACUUCUGUUUUUUUGUUUUUAUCUGUCCCUUAAAAAUUUGCUUUUCUUAAAAAAGAUUAUCAGAGGAAAAUUAGUUCAGAAAUAAUAACAAUAAUGGUAUCAUUACACAUGUAUAGAAGAUGCACAGUCUGCUUGGACUUGGACAAAGAAUCACAAGCGGGUCCUGUCAGACAUAGCCUCUAUAUGGAGGAGGAUUGGGUUUAUAAUUCUCCUUUUUUAUUUAUUUUUUUUUUUUGCAGGGUUCUUCAGUUCUGGCUCUCGUUUUUAUGUAUUUUAAUUAUUAACUAAGUUAAAAGCAAUUUAAUAUUUUAAGCUCUGCGAAUUAUAAUCUAAUAAAAGACAGAAAUGCCA
Molecule: messenger RNA, 2801 nt
Organism: Micropterus salmoides (largemouth bass)
Lineage: Eukaryota; Metazoa; Chordata; Actinopteri; Centrarchiformes; Centrarchidae
Gene: mob2a
Product: MOB kinase activator 2a
Exons: 5
Coding region: 518-1234 (238 amino acids)
Biological process (GO): signal transduction; positive regulation of protein phosphorylation
Cellular component (GO): cytoplasm; nucleus
Molecular function (GO): protein kinase activator activity
Source: RefSeq, a predicted model, not a curated record